CCCGUGUCCAUGGAGACAACUUGAGACCCACCCGAAUACAUAUCCCACAUGGAAGUGUGAGAAAAUGUACCGGCCCUCUCGUCUUCCUCUUCUUUCGCUUCCUCAAUUCUCUAUUUCUUUUAAAAGUACUUGUACAAUAUUACAAUUGACAACUCCUUGCGGCUCAUACUCUUAUGAUAAUUUUGAUGUACACGUUGACAACCUUCCAUCGGACACCAAAUACAAGCUCUUUAUAUUUAGGGCUGUCUUCUUUUUGACAUUCUAUUAAGUUAACUUGUAAAAGUGUAAAACAUCUUUUUCUUGGAUUUGCAAUGAUUUCUCCCUUUUGCAUUGGGUAGAAGAAUAUAAGGAAAUCUGGUUCCUCCAAACUGCGUGCUCGAUAAAAUUGGCUUUAGCAUUGGUGAGUCAACACCGGCCGGAGCAUUCAAAGAUGGGCUUCUAAUCUAUGACAGGAGUGGAGAGAUACAAGAAAGAAUAUAGACAUUUGGGAGUUUUGGACUGUUUGAUUGAAGAGAGGGAAAUAAAAAUGGCUUCCAACCUUUUACAUUCGCUGACGGAUGAAAAUCCUGAUUUGCAAAAGUAAAUUGGAUGUAAGACAGGCAUAUUUCAAAUGUUCGAUCUCCAUCAUAUUCUUACGGGACAGCACAUCUAGAAGAGGCUACCUCCGGGAAAUUCCCUCUUCAAUAAUGGAAAUUUGGACAGAGAGUCUAAUAAUGUGCAUCAAAGAUCUGUGAUGGAAAAGGGUUCAAGCCUGAAUUUUCGAGAAAGGCAGAGAGUGUCCACAGAAUCAUCCAGAGCUUCAUUCUCAUCUUCUUCUCGUUCAUCUUCUUUCUCUUCUCUUGAUUGUAAUCGAACUACUCAAAUAGAACCCUCGUCUUAUGACCGAAUACUUUUCCACGAAACUCCUUCAAGGAAUACAUCAAUGAGCCCACAAAUUUCGUCUGCGCAAUUUGGUAGACAUGCUCCCAAUCUUCGUGAUGUGGUGAAGGACUCCUUGUAUAGGGAAUUUCAGGGCUUAUCAUUUAAUGCUAAAUCCAUGCAGGAGGCAGCAGAUCCUGUUUUGAAGUACAGGGACACCCGAAAACCACUACCAAGAAUAUGUGAUGAUACUCAUGGCUCAGGCCUCGAUACGAACAAAAAUUUGCCAGCUGAUCUGAAGGAAUCUCUUAGAAUUCAUUCUAAACUUCGAGAAGCAUCUUGUAAUCAUAAUGAACCAAUAGAACUUUUAAGAGUAUCAUCCUAUAACGUGAAAGAUGGGCCAUCGUUUUCUAUUUCAAAAGAUGCCCCCGGGUUUCCUUAUGAUGGGAGGGAGAGAAACUGCAUUCCCUUUGAUUCGCGGGACAUUUCAAAAUCUACCAUUAAGCUUAAAGAUCUUCCAAGACUUUCAUUGGACAGUAGAGAGUGUUCCAUGCGGAAUUUGAAUUCUGAUACAAAAUCCAAUUUUUCGGCAAAAGGUUGGCAGAAAGAUGGUAGUGAGUUUGAUGAUAAGGUUCAGAAUUCUCAGCAAAUAUCUGGUAAUCAGGCACGGCCUCCAAGUGUUGUAGCAAAGCUGAUGGGCUUGGAAACAAUGCCAAAUGCUGGCUCAACCAGCAACAGUAACACGGGUUCAACUAGAAUUUAUCCAGAUGAAGAUUUUGUUUACCCUUCAAGGUCAAGUGAAAAAUUAGAUCUAUGUAAACCAAUCCAACUAUCCUUGAUGAACUUGAAGGAGCCAAUUUCACCACGCUGGAGAAAUCCCGAUACAGUGAUGAAGCCUAUAUUACGAUCUCCAAUUGAACCAGCACCAUGGAAGCGGGUUGAUGGAAAAAGAGGUUCUAAAAAACCAGCCUCCACAAGUAUGAGAGGUCCAGGAAAAUUUCCAAACACCUUUCCUUCUGUUAGUGAGGUAGAGAUGAUACUGAGAGACCUUGAAAUCACAGAAUCUGCAAAGGAUCUUAGAGCUCUUAAACAGAUAUUGGAGGCAAUGCAGGCCAAGGGACACUUGAAAACCCAAGACAUAGGACAAGAUUCAAGUUUAACGAGUCAUAAUGACUGUGAGCAAAAGUAUACAAGUUCCACAUAUGAUGCAAUAUCAGCAAGCAGCCAAAAGCCACAAUCUGUUAAAUUUCUUGCACCAACCAUGAACAGCAAAUCCUUGAAAAGUUUCGAAUCUCCGAUUGUAAUCAUGAAACCAGCAAAACUUGUUAAAAAAUCUGAUAUACCUUCGUCAGUUAUUUCACCUGAUUGCUUAUCUGGUCUACCCAUACAUCGGGGUGAUGAGGUCGUGGACGACAGAAAGGGUUUAACCCGUGGCAGAAUAGCUAAAGAUCAGAUUUCUAGAACUAGUCCUCAAGACCAUGCUUUAAAUUCUGUCAAUAUGAAAACAGACAGCAGAACUCUAAGAACGACACAAACUUCAAAAAGAUCACAUCACUUGUCCAAAGAUAGCAUUGUGGGACCAGGGAAGAGUUCAGGGUCCUGCAGUCCAAGAAUACAACAGAAGAAACUGGACCUGGAAAAAAGAUCUCAACCACCCACGCCUCCCAGUUUGAGCAAAUCAACGAGACAAUCAAACAAGCAACCAGGAGGGUCCAAUUCCCCAUGUGGAAGAUGCAGAUCUAAACAUCUCAGCUUGCAGCAAAAUGAUGACCAAUUGAGUGAGGUCAGUAGUGACUCAAGGAAUUUGCGUUACCCUGAGAAUGAAGUUUCUGUUCAUUCAAAUGAGAUCAUUGUGUUGUACUCCAAAAAUGCGAAAGUCAUUAGUUCUGAAAGAUCUCCUAGUAUUGUAGAAAAGGAAUCUCUCCUUACUGUGAGUGAAGAAGAAUCGGCAGAGUUCGCUCAUGUUCCUCCCGAGUACCCAAGCCCUGUAUCUGUUCUUGACAGUUCUGUGUAUACAGAUGAUUCAACAUCACCUAUAAAGCUUGCAGGCAAGACUCUUAAAGGGGACGGAUCCAUGGAUUCCAUAAGAAAUUUAAACAAAGUUCAAGGUAGUUCAACAGACGAUAUUUACCUAACUCAAUUGGAUCUGGUAUUAAAUCUGAAAUCAGUCGAAGGAAACUUCAAAACAUUGAAAGCUUAGUUCAGAAGCUCCAAAGGCUUAACUCCAGCCAUGAUGAAGAAAACAUAGAUUAUAUUGCUUCUCUCUGUGAAAAAACCAACCCCGACAACAGAUACAUUUCUGAGAUUCUAUUAGCUUCUGGUCUCAUCCUCAGGGACCUUAGCUCAAGCUUGGCUACUGAUCAGUUUCAUCCAUCGGGCCAUCCUAUCAAUCCUGAGUUAUUUUUAGUCUUGGAACAAACUAAGGCAAGCAAUUCGCAAAAGGAAGAAUGUAGCUCCAAAAACACAACUCAGUCAAUGACCAAGGAGAAAAUUCAUAGGAAACUUGUAUUUGAUGUUACCAAUGAAAUUCUUGCCAGAAAAUUGGCUUCUGAAAACAUUGUCGAUCCCUGGUUGAAACCUCAUAAGAUGGCCAGAAAGGACUUGAAUGCUCAAAAGCUUCUCAGAGAAUUGUGUUCUGAGAUUGAUGAUUUUCAAGAUAAAAAAUCACGAUGCAUCUUUAACAAUGAUGAUGAUGGAUUGAAAAUCAUAUUGUGCCGUGAUGUGAUGGAAAGAUCAAAGAGCUGGAAAAAUUUCGACAAUGACGAUUCAGGUAUUGUCCAUGAUGUUGAGCGGUUGAUCUUUAAAGACUUGGUGGAUGAAAUUGUGGGAAAGGCAGCUGGUUCAAGAAUUAAGCUGGGUAGGCGUAGGCAACUUUUUGCAAAGUAGUUUGUAUUACUACUGCGCUUGUACACCUCUUUAUGUUAUUCAUUUUUACAUUAUUUCUUUUAAGAACACGGCAAUGGUUGGUUAAAACUGUUGUUCUUGAAUCGUAGAAGGAGAUCCUAAUCCCAUCGAGUUCAUGCAUUGUAUAGUUUAAUGCUAUUUAUUCAAGAAAACGACACUUCUCUUUCUGGU
Molecule: messenger RNA, 3933 nt
Organism: Olea europaea var. sylvestris
Lineage: Eukaryota; Viridiplantae; Streptophyta; Magnoliopsida; Lamiales; Oleaceae
Product: protein LONGIFOLIA 1-like
Exons: 6
Coding region: 734-3058 (774 amino acids)
Biological process (GO): regulation of monopolar cell growth
Source: RefSeq, a predicted model, not a curated record